This is a messenger RNA of Symbiodinium sp. CCMP2456, 315 nucleotides long. The record is from the annotation of a GenBank genome assembly. NCBI's taxonomy places the organism in Eukaryota, Dinophyceae, Suessiales, Symbiodiniaceae.
GACAAGAGCCCGAGUGCUGGCACCGGAGGUCCCGAGACGCUUGCAGUGAAGCUAGGCGGUAUUGCCUUGGCGGCCAAGGAGCCGCGCGACGAUCUGAGCCCAGCCUUGGACAAGGCCGUCCAGACGGUGAUGUGGCAGACACUGUCCAAGAGCCCCAACACCGGCGGCCGCGGCAGCGCGCGCUACCGCCUGGAGAAGAGAUUGCAGGAAGAGGUGCUGGAGUGCGUGGACAGCCAGCUCCAGCAGCAUGAGCAGCUGCGUGACCAGAUACGGGAGCGAGAUCGCUGGAAAGAGACGGCCGAACAGUGCCAGCAG